Molecule: messenger RNA, 1783 nt
Organism: Rhagoletis pomonella (apple maggot)
Lineage: Eukaryota; Metazoa; Arthropoda; Insecta; Diptera; Tephritidae
Product: adenosine deaminase 2-like
Exons: 8
Coding region: 103-1746 (547 amino acids)
Biological process (GO): adenosine catabolic process; inosine biosynthetic process
Molecular function (GO): adenosine deaminase activity
Source: RefSeq, a predicted model, not a curated record
CGGCAAUCGUCGAAAGCACAACUAAUUUUUAGUAGAAAGUCGCAGCUAAUACGCAACUAGCAUAACGCCGCAAGUAAUUAGUUAAUUUAUGUUUGGUACAUCAUGACUCCUACGUCAAAAAUGGCCGCCAUCCAGUUUUGCCUACUUGUACUAUUGCAAAUUCUUAAUCAAUGCGCUGCACGUGUGGUAGCGCCAACACAGGAGAUUGUGGCGCCGCAGCCUGCGAUUAGUGGCAUACUGUAUCAGAAAUCUCUCACCGCAGAUCAUUUAUACGAUGAGCCAAAUACGUUAAAAUACGCACAACAACGUGACCAACUCAUCCAAGCUGAGCAACUCCUUCUCACUGGCGGUCACUUGCAGCUUGACGAAAAUGAGUUGACGGUACAUCAAAUUUUCAUGCGCCACAAACUAAUGGAACUCACUUACGGCAUGCAAAAUCCGCACGAACACGCACCGGCGUUGCACUUUUUCAAAGCCAAGCCGCUCAUCGAACAGAGCAAUGUUUUCAAAUUCUUACAAGCCAUGCCGAAGGGCGCCAUUUUGCACGUACACCGCACUCCUGCGGUUUCCGUCGAUUGGCUAAUCGGAAAUCUCACCUACACGCCUGGUCUCUUGAAAUGCUUCACUGCGCGCGGCAGUGUUGUGCUGAGCUUCCGUGAGGACGCCAAGAAACAUGGCUGCCGCUCGGUUUACUACAAUGUGCAGCAGGAGCGUGAGCGCACACUCUCAAGGAGUCGAUAUGAUAGUUUUUUGGGAACUAAACUUAGUUUGUACUCGCGUUUGCCGGAACUUGAAUACAAUGAUCAGAACAAGGUUUGGCGACGAUUCGAAGACAUAUUCGACACUGUAAGUGAUACCAUAGGCUAUGAACCAGUUUUUCGUAUGUUUCACUGGCAGCUGAUGGAAGAGAUGUACGAGGAUAAUAUAAUGUACGCGGAGCUACGCAUGAAAUUCAAACCGCUUUAUGGCGCUAAUGGCACCACAGUUGCAACUGAGUACGAAGCCGCCGACAUUCUUUUAGAGCUAAUAGGUGAGUUCAAGCGUUCACACCCCAGCUUCUUAGGUCUAAAAAUAAUCUAUGUGGCGCAUCGUGGCUCAGAUGAUGUUAAAAUGUUUAAAGCUUUCCAAACAUUCAAAGACUUCCAUGAACGAUAUCCCGAUUUCGUUAUCGGUUUUGAUCUGAUCGGACAGGAGGAUAAGGGAAAAGCUUUGCAAGCGUUUGCGUCCAUUUUACAGAAUUUACCGAAGUCUGCAAAGUAUUUCUUUCACGCCGGGGAAACAAAUUGGCUGGGCUCGUCAGUGGAUUUGAAUUUAGUCGAUGCUAUUCUUUUGAAUACCACACGCAUUGGACAUGGUUAUUCGCUGAUGAAGCAUCCCUUGCUUAGCAAGGCCGUUAAAGAGCGUGACAUUGCGCUCGAAAUUAGUCCGCUCUCGAAUCAGGUGUUGAAUUUAGUUUGGGAUUUGCGAAAUCAUCCGGGUGGCUACUUUAUGUCCGAGAAUAUACCGUUAGUAAUCUCGAAUGACGAUCCGGGUUUUUGGAAUGCUAAAGGUUUGAGUUAUGAUUUCUAUUACGCGAUUAUGAGUUUCGCACCGAGUAAUGCUGGCUUGAAAACACUCAAGAGUCUAGUGUGGAAUUCUAUUAAGUACUCGGCGUUGAGUGAUACGGAGAAAGAGUAUGCGUAUGCGCAGUUGCAGAGUGAUUGGUCCGCAUUUCUGGAUCGUGUCAUUAGCGGGGAAGUAGUGUAAUUUGUCCUUAGAUACAUACAUAUAGUAUAGAUGUAUA